GAGCCUUGGCUGCUGGGACCCUCAUCAUGACACUCUGACCUAGUCCAAAAUCCAGACAUGCUCAGUGCUCUUCUUUGCAUCCUUCCAGAAAGUAAGGCUGCUGUUUCGUUUUCUCCCAACGGCCCCUUCCUACCCCUCCUUCCAGGCCACUAUUCCAUCCUAACUGGAAAGCAGAGUUACAGCAGCACAUUCUUCUGACAGUCUUGCCACGGACCUCAGGAAACAUCCACAUUGACACUCCUUAGUAAGGUUAAAUGGCCAAACUUAGAACUGAAUAAAAGAAGAAAGGUGUAAGAAAGCCUGCUGGGCACCAGCAUUCCUGUUUCCUGGCUGUGGAUGCAGCAUGGCUAGCUGCCUGGUGACCCUGCAGCCACAGCUGGAGCUGCUCUUCCUGCCGUGCUUCCCUGCAGGGCUGGAUGAUACCUUCAAGCAAUGAGCCCAAAGGAGCCCUUAGAUUGUCAGGUCACAGCAGUAAGAAAAGUGCCGCUCUCCAAUCUGCUUUUUGUGCCACUCUCCUAAACACAGCAGGAGAUGCCCUGCUGCCUCUGAUGUGUUUGGGCCAAGGCUGAAGAGGCUGCCAAGAAGCUGUAGUUCAGGUUCUGGAAGAUUGCAGUCCUGGCUACUUGACUGUGGAAGUUUCUGCUUCCAGGUUCCUGCCCUGCUUGAGUUCCUGCCCUGGCUUGCCUGAAUGAUGAACUGUGAGUGGGACAUGGAAGCCAAGUAAAUCCUUACCUUCCAAAGUUGCUUUUGGUCAUGGUGUUUACCAUGGCAACAGAAAAGUAAUGAAGACACUAGCGGUCCUGGGGAGGCUGGGAGGAGCAGAGCUCGCUUUGCGCUGAGGCUGGGGGAUCAGUCUUUCCGGGGCGGUCCCUAGCGGCGGUGCAUUCCAGAGUCAUCCGUGUGGCGCGUGGAGUUCUGAGCACGCAUCCCAGCCUCUGUUGCGCGCUCCCGGACUUGGGAGCCCGAGCAUGUUCCUGGCGCCAGCAGAGCUGAGGUUCCAGAGCUGGGGUAGCUUGAGGCUGCUUGAUCCCCUGCGAUCCUGGGGACCUGGAAGAGCACCGGUUGCUGCUUGUAAAGCCUAAGUGUGGAUCGGGAUCGGAUCGAGGGGCCGAAAUGGAUGCUAUCAGCCAAUCACCUGUGGAUGUCCUGCUUCCCAAGCACAUUCUGGAUAUCUGGGCCAUUGUCCUCAUCAUCCUGGCUACCAUCGUCGUCAUGACCUCCUUGUUUCUGUGCCCGGCCACUGCAGUCAUCAUCUAUCGAAUGCGGACUCAUCCGGUUCUCAAUGGGGCUGUCUGAGACCAUUGAAAGUGGGAUGGCGUGUGAUAAGAACACAGGUCUCUCCCCCAGCCUCUUCUCAGAGAGACAGUGGAGAAGAUGCAGGAGUUGGACUUGCAGUUUAGUUUUGAUUCUGCAGCUGGCUGACAGUGUGAAUUUGACCAAGGGACCUAACGCUCUGGGUACCAAGCUCCUUAGCUUUCAGCCAGGGGUCAUGGUCCCUGCCUCCCGCUUCACAGGGUUGAGAACCAUGGAAGUGAAUGCUGUUUGUGAGCAGUGAAGCCACACAGAUGUGUGCCGUGCAGUGAGAAACUUUGCAGAACCAAAGAUCCUUGAAGCUGCUGAUGGUAAAGGAGGUGAGGGAGACUGGGAAAGAGCAGCUUUGGCCAGGGCCCCUCGCACCAAACCAUGGAAGUCUACCCCAUCCUCAGCAAAUCAAACUUCUGAUUUGUGAAACUUCUUCCAUUUUUCUCUGUUGGGGAGAAGGAGCUGAUAUGGCAGAGAGAGAGAGAUGAGCACAAGUUUCACAAACUUCUCUGCCAAUCUCUGCCCCGUGUGACUCGAAGGAGAGCUUUGCCAUAAUUUAACAGUGCCCAAGGUGUUAGUGCAGUGACUUGCUUUCUGCACUGAGUCUCAUGUCUCUGUUAGCUUUGACUCUCAAGCAGUGUUAGAAAUGCAAGGUGGCUGAGUUUUCUGCCCAGCAUUCUAGCCCCUUCGUGUGACCCCCAGGAGAGAAUUUCCCUCUGCCUGAACUUUGUUGUCGCUAUCUUCGUGAUUUUGUUUAGUCAUUUUUGUUUGUGGCACUGGAGAACUCGGGGCCGUGUUCUGUCAUUGAGUUACAAGCCCUUCCAGCUCCAGCAGCCAUCUAAAGUACUUAUUAUUUUAAGAGAUUUCCCAGGACUCUUGAACCCGACUCAAAACAAUGAUGGUUAUUUUAGAUGCUAUGAUUUAUAUUUACAUAGAGAUAUUUCUAGACUAUUAAAGCUUUCCCUUUGAUACUCAAGUCAGGGGCAUCUUGGGAUCUAUUGUUAUGUAAGAAGAUAGCAUAGAUAUUAGGAUUGUGUCAAAUGAUGCUGACUUUGAUCUUACUUCAUUGAUGUAUGCAUCCAAUUUCCAAUAAAGUGCCGCACUGACCAUG
Messenger RNA from Peromyscus californicus insignis, 2413 nucleotides. It is a transcript of the gene Smim3, whose product is annotated as small integral membrane protein 3. The record is from RefSeq and is a predicted model, not a curated record. The transcript is spliced from 6 exons. Bases 1114 to 1296 code for a protein of 60 amino acids. Lineage: Eukaryota; Metazoa; Chordata; Mammalia; Rodentia; Cricetidae.